AUAGAAACCAAAUCCAAAAGGAUAAUGGUGAUGGCGAUGAUGAUAAUUACAAUGAUAUUAAAAAAAUAAUAAUAAUCUUUGUACAUUUCUGUGGUUGAUUUGCCGCAUGUGUUAAACACUUGUACUCACCUUGUCUUCUUUGCCAACGGCUUACCAUUACGAACAACUAACAGCUCUUCUGUAAUAAAGAGACUUGAUAAAAAUCAGACCAAUUUUGCAAAAUAAUGGCUACCCAUUUUAGAAGAUCUGGAGGUAUACUUGCUUCUUCAAUUUCCCAAAAGAGACAACUCUCCGCAGCAGCUUGUCAAGGCAACCUUAUUCAUCAACAACAACGGCUCCAAGAAACAAGCAAAUCAUUGAAUCUUUGCUCUGCCAUCAAUCAAGCUCUUCAUAUCGCUUUGGAUUCUGAUCCUCGUUCUUACGUAUUUGGAGAAGAUGUCAGCUUUGGUGGGGUAUUCCGUUGCACAACAGGACUAGCAGAACGCUUUGGCAAAAAUCGAGUUUUCAAUACUCCUCUCUGUGAACAGGGCAUUGUUGGAUUUGGCAUUGGUCUGGCAGCAAUGGAUAAUAGAGCUAUAGCGGAAAUUCAAUUUGCAGAUUAUAUCUAUCCUGCUUUUGAUCAGAUUGUUAAUGAAGCUGCUAAGUUUAGAUACAGGAGUGGCAAUCAAUAUAAUUGCGGAGGUUUAACCAUAAGAGCACCAUAUGGAGCCGUGGGACAUGGUGGACAUUAUCACUCACAAUCCCCUGAAGCUUUCUUUUGUCAUGUUCCUGGUAUCAAAGUGGUUAUUCCUCGAAGCCCAUGGCAAGCAAAAGGAUUGUUAUUAUCUGCCAUACGGGAUCCAAACCCUGUUAUAUUUUUUGAGCCAAAAUGGCUUUAUCGCUUAGCGGUAGAAGAGGUACCUGAGCAUGAUUACAUGUUACCAUUGUCAGAGGCAGAGGUGAUUCAAGAAGGCAGUGACAUAACUCUUGUUGGUUGGGGAGCACAGCUGUCUGUGAUGGAGCAGGCUUGUACUGAUGCUGAGAAGGAUGGAAUAUCUUGUGAACUGAUUGACCUGAAAACAUUGAUACCCUGGGAUAAAGAAACAGUGGAAGCUUCAGUUAGAAAGACUGGAAGACUUCUUAUUAGUCAUGAAGCUCCAAUUACUGGAGGUUUUGGUGCUGAAAUCUCUGCAUCUAUUGUCGAACGUUGCUUCUUACGGUUAGAAGCCCCAGUAGCCAGAGUCUGCGGUCUUGAUACACCCUUUCCUCUUGUUUUUGAGCCAUUUUAUAUGCCCAACAAGAACAAGAUACUGGAUGCAAUCAAAUCAACUGUAAAUUACUAGAUUGUCUCCUAACAGAUUGCCAUCAUCUGGGGAAUCAAAUCAAUAUUGCCAUUAUCUGGGGAAUCAAAUCAAUAUUUGCUGAUUUUGGGCUGAUCCAUGGUGGGAUAGGGAAGGGAGUUUGAAAUUUUUCAUGAAUGUUAAAAGUUAUAUGUGAAAACAAGAAAGCCAGCAAUACAAAUGCUGCAGCUCAUUGCUUAUCAAUUAUUACCCACUUCUGUAACAAACUGAUAAACUGGAUUAAUUGAGGAUGCAAUCUGUUUAUCCA
Molecule: messenger RNA, 1587 nt
Organism: Ricinus communis (castor bean)
Lineage: Eukaryota; Viridiplantae; Streptophyta; Magnoliopsida; Malpighiales; Euphorbiaceae
Product: 2-oxoisovalerate dehydrogenase subunit beta 1, mitochondrial
Exons: 13
Coding region: 225-1322 (365 amino acids)
Biological process (GO): branched-chain amino acid catabolic process; response to nutrient
Molecular function (GO): catalytic activity
Source: RefSeq, a predicted model, not a curated record